AUUGACGAUAUUUCGGGAAGCAACACACUUUGCCAUGGCAGUUCGGUUGGGUGCUGGUGGCGUACUUGGGGGCCAACUCCAACCUCUGCUAUUCCCUGUGAGAAGGCAACUCCUUGUUGUUGAUGGUGUGGGUGGAAAUUUCAAUCUAUACUUUUAAAUUGUGCUGCGUGCUGAUACUUACACAGCUUUAGAACGUCGUCUACCUCAAAUCACACCACCAAAGAGUGUGGGAUCUUGAGUAUCAUGGGAAUUAGUUACUGGCUCCCGGACUUCAUGCCUGGUUGCUUUCUAAAUCCACUCAUUGUUGAUUGCUGCCGUCGGUCAACCUUCCAUUUUUCUGCGCAUCUGUUACUAUCCCGUCGGAGUGGGUUGUCGGCUAGCUUCUGCAGCUCUGUAUCUCGCAAUCCACUUUGAGGUAUUCAGUUACCCUUGUAUCCUGGAUGGUAUGUCCCAUUAGGCUUCCUUCAAACAGAGUUGUAUUCGCAUUCGGGAGUUCGAUCGCUUGUUCUAUGGCAUUUGGACCUAGACUCGUAUGGUGCCAGUAUGUUAUGCAUAACUCCCAUGCACGUGAACACUUUUUCAUUGGUCUCGCUAAGGAAACAUUCGACGGACAUCAAUGUUCGCGAUAAUCCUAUCUCCAACACUUCCAGUGUCUUUAUUCACAAUGGACCUCCGAAAGACUCGGAAAGAGUCAUCAUCAUCUCAGCCGAAGGUAGUAUCAAUGGCAAUGUUUCUGCUGGACGUCUUUAAUUCUUUAGCCAGAGGAGAUACACAAAAGCCACCAACCAGAGUAUGUGGAUAUUAGGACGGCUGCACUAUCUCCACCAUGAGUAUGGUGUUGCGGCUACACUCGUGGAUGCCUGGUCCUUGGUAUUUUUAUUGGAAGCUGAAGUUUUCUUCAUCGAGUAUCAAACGUGGUUCCGCUUUACAGGGGAUGUCAUCCAUCUCUUGACGCAGAACGCUGGUAGCCCAGUCUAGCUUCUUUUGAUACCCUUGUAGCGAAGCUUGUUUAUCGAAGCCUAUCAUGACUUUCUGGCAAGCAUCGUGUGCUUGGGUACAUCGUGGCACUGGCUCGGUUUACGGUCUGAAGAUACUAGGUAGAAGAGUGACAGCCUCCUACGGUUACUAUUCUCCGACCCAAAUCGCCACCGCUCUCAAAUAUUGCCAUGCAGGUCUCCGGGUGCUAAGGCAAUCUGCUUAUCCAGAGCCAUGUGUACGGAGUAUUGUCUCUAACAAUAGAUACAUUGGACCCUGCAUGGAGGUGCUGGCUCUCCCAGAGUUUAUCGCCCAUCCUUGUCACUGACAGACCUCUGCUUUGAAACAUCUCUCUUAAAGCUGCUUCCAUCCCGGAGUUUGCAGUUUCUUAAUCUUGCUGUCAAGCCAAAUAUUUCGCAGUCAUGAUGGACUUUGUAAGAGGGUAUCUGCAGCCUGGCUCCGCACCAAAGAAGGCCAAUCCCAAGCCCAACCCCAGAAAGGCAAAGAAGAAUGUUGCGAAUCCUCCUAAUACCGCACCGGCUGUUGAGUUGCAGCAUUCUCCGACCAUAUCAGGCACAUCGACUCCUAUGCGAAAUAGUAGAUCACGGCCUUCGUCUCUAUAUCCUCGGGGUGACUUCAGGAAUGCCCCAGCUCAGAACGUUCUAGAUGUUAAAGCAGAUGUGAUGGUCAAUUGGUAAGAACCAAAUAUCUCAGGCUUCCUAUUCUAGGUGGCUAAGAGGGCCUUUCAUGGAUGGGGUUUCAUAUGAGUGAAGAUAUGCUAAUACGUUCCUAGGCUUCAUGAACAGCAGAUGGAAAAGUCGUGGUGUAGUGGCGGUCCAGGCGAAGGCGUUGUUCUCAAAAAACGACGAGACAACUUCACCUGUGCUCCAGAGAAUCUAAGCACUGAUUCAAGAUUCUAUGAUAUGGUUGUUGCCAUGAAUGUUCGGGUAAGUUUCCUAAUUGAUCACUACGAAGGACUUUCCUAACUUUUGACCCAGUGUGCCAUGACUGUCAAUACUCGAAUAAUCAAAAUUUUCCUUUCUCAUCAUAACGCUGAUUACGUUCCUCUGAGUGACGGCCUUCGUGUGCAGGUGCUGCCUUCGGUUGAUUACCUCACACGGUGCCAGAAACAUCAUUUCGCAGCCUUCAUUUCUGACCAGCAAAUAUUGGUAGUUUGGGAUGACGAGCCCCAGAAACUUCUCGGACGAGCAGAAAGUAUUAAGCGUUCGCUUAUGCAAAUGAUAUGGGACGAAGAGGAAGCAGAUAUGGCAAAUGAGAAGGCGAAGGAGAGCGCAAAUGUUUCAACUGUGGAACUGGGCGACGAUAGCUCAUCAGCUGAUCUUGAAGAGGCAGUCCCAACUCAAAAAAGACCAACUUUGCUCAUAAAUCCCAUUAUGGUCGGCCUUACACUUACCUUACUUACAGCCGCCUUGGGCCUCGGGUUCAGAAACCUUGCACAGGAAGUUGCUAUCGAUGGCAAUUACAUCAGACUUGCACUCUUGGUCGUCACACCCUGUCAAGUCUUCGUCUCUCUCUUCUUCAUGCAGAUCAUCGUGGUCAAUGUCGCCCAGAUAUUUGGUCCAAUCAGCCAAUUGCAGUCCAAUUCGAAAUUUUAUUCAGCAGUUGCUCCUCCGCGAAUCGAUCGCAAUCAAAUAUCCCUACCACAUGUCACCAUUCAGAUGCCAGUUUAUAAAGAAGGUCUUGUGGCUGUCAUUCAACCGACAAUCAUUUCGCUAAAAGCCGCCAUCUCAACAUACGAGUUGCAAGGUGGCACGGCCAAUAUCUUUGUCAACGAUGAUGGAAUGCAGCUUUUACCGGAAGAAGAAGCCCAAGCUCGACGCGACUUUUACGAAGAACAUAGCAUCGGCUGGGUUGCUCGUCCUAAACACAACCCAAAGCCCGAUGGUGAAGAAAAGGCCUUCGUGAGGAAGGGCAAGUUCAAGAAAGCGUCCAACAUGAAUUAUGCGUUGAUGGUCAGCAACAAAGUAGAGGAAAAGCUUGCGCUUGUUGAGCGAUCUGUGAUGUGGAAUCAGGAGAACGAGUAUGCAGCUUAUGAUCGCUGUUUGGCUGAGGUACUUGCCGGAGAGGAGGGCCGAGCUUGGGCUGAGGGAAACAUUCGAGUGGGAGAUUAUAUUUUGCUUAUUGAUUCGGAUACUCGUGUUCCGGUAGAUUGUUUGCUGGAUGCUGCGAGUGAGAUGGAGCAAUCGCCAGAUGUUGGCAUCUUGCAAUACACCUCGGGUGUUAUGCAGGUGACUGAUAGCUUCUUCGAGAACGGGUUAGUCAUCUUUGCUUCGAAUUCGUGGUUUUGAUUCUAACGUGGUGUCAACAGUGUCACUUUCUUUACCAACUUGAUCUAUACCGCCAUUCGGUACACAGUAGCCAACGGGGAUGUUUCUCCUUUUGUGGGCCACAAUGCCAUCUUGCGAUGGACUGCUGUCCAAACCGUCGCUUACACGGACGAAGAUGGCUACGAGAAAUUCUGGUCCGAGUCCCAUGUUUCCGAGGACUUCGACAUGUCUCUUCGUCUUCAAGUCAACGGUUACACUAUAAGAUUCGGUGCUUACACCGGCGACGGCUUCAAAGAGGGUGUCUCUCUUACAGUCUACGACGAAUUGAACCGUUGGGAAAAAUACGCAUACGGUUGUAACGAACUUUUAUUCCAUCCUUUCCGUCUCUGGGUCACCCGCGGACCCUUCACACCACUCUUCCUCAAAUUCCUCACUUCAAACAUCCGAGUCACAUCCAAGAUCACAAUCCUUGCGUAUAUCGGAACGUACUAUGCCAUUGGCGCAGCCUGGAUCCUCACAGUGGCCAAUUACUUCCUGAUGGGUUGGUACGCGGGCUAUCUCGAUAAAUACUAUCUCGAUUCCUUCAAAGUCUACUUCUCCUUAAUCAUCGUCUUCAGUGCACUAGGCAACAUCGCCCUCGCCAUCCUCCGUUACAGACUCUCAGAAAAGAGUCUCCUCGGCGCUAGUAAGUCCCCCCUUUCCCUCCCCUCCCCUCCAACAAACACCCAACCUAACCCUCCGCAGUCUUCGAAAACUUCAAAUGGCUCCUCCUCCUCACCGUCUUCCUGGGCGGCAUCUCCCUGCACGUCUCGCAAGCACUGCUCUGCCACUUCUUCGAGAUCGACAUGACGUGGGGCGCGACGGCCAAGGAAGUCGAGAACAUCUCCUUCUUUGAGGAGAUCCCGCGUCUGCUUACCCGCUUUAAGUUUACCUUCCUUUUCUGCUUUAGCAUGUCGGCGAUGAUGAUUGUGUUUGCGACGGCGGUGCCGUGGGAGUGGAAGAUUGAUGAUUUUGUGGCGUGGUAUCCGUUGUUGACUGUGGUGGUUAGUCAUUUCUUUUUGCCGGUUGCGUUGAAUCCUGCGUUGAUGAUGUUUACUUGGUGAAAUGUCACUUGGGAAAGCUUUUCUUUUGUUUGUGUGGGGUUUGGGGAGGUUUUGUUGUUUUUGGGGAUGGGGAUGGGAGUUUUUAGAUGG
Hymenoscyphus albidus is the source of this 4456-nucleotide messenger RNA. NCBI's taxonomy places the organism in Eukaryota, Fungi, Ascomycota, Leotiomycetes, Helotiales, Helotiaceae. The record is from the annotation of a GenBank genome assembly.